Molecule: messenger RNA, 1680 nt
Organism: Penicillium odoratum
Lineage: Eukaryota; Fungi; Ascomycota; Eurotiomycetes; Eurotiales; Aspergillaceae
Product: acyl--CoA ligase
Exons: 4
Coding region: 1-1680 (559 amino acids)
Biological process (GO): secondary metabolic process
Molecular function (GO): CoA-ligase activity
Source: RefSeq, a predicted model, not a curated record
AUGCCCUACAAAUCCCGCUGGACAAUCGAUAUCCCAGACACCCAUCUAGCAUCUCUCCUCCUUAAAUCCCCAACAGCCCCCCUCUCCAAAACCCACAAGUGUUUCAUCGAAGCCGCCCGGCCAGAAACCCACUACCUCACACUCCAUGACUACCGUCUCUGGAGCCAGCGGUUCGCCACCGGACUUCUAAAAUCUGGUCUCCAGCCCGGUGACCGCGUCCUCCUCUUCUCAGGAAACGACCUCUUCUUCCCAGUAGUCCUCAUGGGCAUCGCAAUGGCAGGCGGGAUCUUCUCCGGCGCAAACCCCACAUACGUAGCCCGAGAACUCGCCUUCCAGCUCCAAGAUAGCGGCGCAAAGUACCUUCUCUGCGCAUCCGCAAGUCUCGAUACAGGAAUCGAAGCAGCUGCUUUAGCCGGCUUACCACGGAAGAAUGUAUACGUCUUCGACAGUGGUGUUUACGAUAACAUUUCCAAUGCCCAGAAAGGAUGUCCGUAUUGGGGCGAUCUCAUCGCUCCAGCUGAGGAAGGCGAGGGGUUCGCGUGGGAGGAACUAUCUACGCCCGAGCUUGCGGAUAGGACGCUCGUUUUGAAUUACUCUAGUGGAACGACCGGCCGGCCGAAGGGAGUGGAGAUUACGCAUAAGAACUAUACGGCGAAUAUGCUUCAGUAUACGUUCUUGCAGACUUUGCAUCCGGAAUAUGAGACUGGGCGCAGGGCGCGGAUGCGUUGGCUGUGCUUUUUACCCAUGUAUCAUGCGAUGGCGCAGAAUAUAUUUAUCGCGGCGGCGUUGUAUCAUGGGGCGCCUGUAUACAUUAUGCCGAAGUUCGAUUUUGGGAAGAUGCUUGAGUAUACGCAGGCAUUUCGAAUUUCGGAUCUGAUUCUUGUGCCGCCUGUUAUGGUUAUGUUGGCUAAGCAUCGUGUGAGGGAGUUUGAUUUGAGUAGUGUGGAGGUUGUGGCGAGUGGAGCAGCACCUUUAGGGAGGGAGGUUUGUGCUGACGUGGAGAAAUUGUGGCCUGAUGGGGUUAUUAAUGUUAAGCAGGGGUGGGGGAUGACUGAGACCACUUGCUCCAUCCUAGGAUGGGAUCCAAGAGAGAUCAGUGACUCUGCAUCUGUCGGGGAACCCAAUGCCAAUUGCGAAGCGAAGAUCAUGGCAGAUGACGGUACCGAGAUCAUGGCUCGCAAUCAGCGCGGUGAGCUGUGGGUCCGUGGACAAAACGUCAUGAAAGGGUACUGGCAGAACCCAACAGCGACUAAAGAGACCAAGACAGCCGAUGGUUGGCUGCGAACGGGUGAUAUCGCCUAUGUAGAUAAUCAGGGCAAGUUCCAUGUUGUGGAUCGAAUGAAGGAAUUGAUCAAAGUCAAGGGCAAUCAAGUGGCACCGGCCGAACUAGAAGCGCUUCUUUUGGAGCAUCCGGCCAUUGCGGAUGUUGCCGUGAUUGGCGUGACGAUUGACCAUGACGAGCGGCCUCGGGCAUAUGUCGUGUUGAAUCCGGGACAAUCGGCCAGCAGUGAGGAUAUUGUUCGGUUCAUGGACGGAAAGGUCUCUGCCACGAAGCGGAUCACUGGUGGGGUAGUGUUCCUUGAAGCGAUCCCAAAGAAUCCAUCUGGGAAGAUUCUGCGGACAGUACUACGCGAGCAAGCGCGGGUGGAGCUGAAGCAAGGUGUUACGGCCAAACUCUAG